Molecule: messenger RNA, 753 nt
Organism: Striga asiatica
Lineage: Eukaryota; Viridiplantae; Streptophyta; Magnoliopsida; Lamiales; Orobanchaceae
Source: the annotation of a GenBank genome assembly
AUGCUUUUUGAACUUGAGCAAGAGUGUUUGGAUGCUUAUAGAAAGAAAGUGGAUCAGGCGAGCCAUUCCCGGGCCCAGCUAAGACAAGCAGUUGCUGAUGCCGAAGCGCAGCUUGCAGACAUCUCUUCUGUAAUGGGAGAUCGACCAAUUCAUGUAAAUAAGAGUUCUGGGAGCUUGAAGAAAGAGCUUCAGGCGAUCAUGCCUCUACUAGAAGAUAUGAAAAAGAAAAUUUUAGUGCAACAUGGAUGUGUACUGCCCCGGGACCCGUGCGUUGCUUCAAAUGACGAAGAGGACGAGUUCAAAAGCGUGCUUAGCGGCACGGAUGUCGAGGCACGGAGGCCAUUCUGCAAUUGCUUAAUCGAUAUUUGCCGAAAAAGGAACCUUCACAGAAGGGCCCACGAGCUUCUUUAUCUGGGGACUGUUUACGGAUUGUACCAAGGCUUACACACCAAGACUGAAGAAGAGUGGCGGUUGAACGUUCAGUCAUUGUCAGUUGGUGCAGCCGAGACAACCUUCGAGGAGUGGAUGGGAACUUUGGUUAAAAUCGUGCAGCGAAAGGAGAGUUUGCCUGCUUUCUCUGCAAGCACGGGAGCUGGAACUCAUAAGUUCUCGCAUGGUUUAGGGAGAGCUUUUGCUUCACAUGUGGAGAAGAUGGCUGCGCCUUUUCAUGAGAGUGAGCGGAAAUCGGGUUUGUUUGUCGCGACUCGCGAGGAUUUGGUUUUGUGGGUCGAGUCUAAGGCCUUUACAAGCUAA